Eurytemora carolleeae is the source of this 2045-nucleotide messenger RNA. It is a transcript of the gene gzl, whose product is annotated as E3 ubiquitin-protein ligase RNF13. Lineage: Eukaryota; Metazoa; Arthropoda; Copepoda; Calanoida; Temoridae. Gene Ontology annotation, cellular component: nucleoplasm; cytoplasm. The transcript is spliced from 10 exons. The record is from RefSeq and is a predicted model, not a curated record. The coding region runs from base 98 to 1384 and encodes 428 amino acids.
AUGGUCUGAGAAACCGUCAAGCAUUACUUUAAUACAGCAACAUGUUCAGAGACCUACUAAGGCGGUAUGUUCUGACCGGAAUGAAGUCGCCAAAGCCAUGAAUCCUGCAAAGUGGGGAAUAUGUGCUGUGGGAACAGUUCUUUCCCUUAUUAUAGUUCAGAUCAAAUGUGAUGUGAUAGUUGAAACGGCAGAAACACGUCGUCCUUUCAGAAUAUACGAGGAUCAAGCAGCCAGGUUCGGUGACUCUUUGCCUGCAGAUGGGUUAGUAGGCGUGGCUGUCGUUGCAGAACCCUCCCAUGGGUGUGGACCAAUUAAACCACCCCCUGACACCAAGCUACCCCAUAAUGUAUUCUGGAUUGUUAUGAUAAAGAGAAGCAUUCCAGGGACUGGGAACAGUACAGAGUGCACAUUUCAGGAAAAGGUUGAGAAUGCCCAGGCAGCUCACUACUCUGGAGUUAUUGUGUACAAUUAUAAAAAUGAUGAGCUCAUCCCUAUGGGCGGAGACGCAGAGGUGUUAAUUCCUUCAGUAUUCAUUGGUAGAUCAGACGCAGAGAAGAUUAUCAAACAGUUCUCAUUUCCUAAUUUGGACUUUGUUCUUAAACUCACGGAGAACGCGCCUUUUGAUAUUAAUACAUACCUUCUUCCCUUUGCUAUAGUAGUUGGGAUAUGCUUUAUAAUUAUGUUGGGAAUUAUGGUGUUUAAGUGUAUACAAGACAGGAGGCGGGAGCGCAGGCACAGACUUCCUAAAUCAUCGCUUAAGAAAAUUCCGACCAAGAAAUUUCAAGCUGGAGACGAGGUUCGGUAUGAAACCUGCUGCAUCUGCUUGGAUGAUUAUGUUCUGGGGGAUAAAUUAAGGAUCCUUCCCUGUGACCACGCCUACCACAUUAAGUGCAUAGAUCCUUGGCUUCUUAAAAACAAACGAGUUUGUCCACAGUGUAGGAAGAAGGUGUUUGCAAAUGGUGAAGUUCCCCCCAGUGACUCUGAGUCUGAGACAGAAGACGAGCGCGCUCCACUGCUUGCACGUCCUCGUGUAACACAGAGCGGGACUUUUUCUACACAAAAUGAGAAUCCGUUCCGUCGAGCAGCUCGGAGACUGGCAAGAGCUGGAGGCCCUUCACCCCAGAGUUCUCGAGGUGAGUCCCCAGCUGGAGGAAGCUCUGAUUCGAGUAGCACUGAAGGAGGAGAGUCUGGUAGGAACCAACAUAUUGCAGAGGUUUAUGUUGAGGAGCACCCUAGGGAUAUAGUUCAUGUUUUCCAUCAACACCAGUUAGUCCGCGUAGAAGACCAAGCUGACGGACCUGUCGAUGAAUCUGUAGAAAACGAUGACGGUGUUGAUGAUGAAGAUAGCAAUGAUGAAUACCAUCCUUCAGAUCCGGUUGUUUAGAUUUUAAAGUUGCUCUGGACCAUAACAUGUGUAAUGUGAAUAGUACAUGGAUGCAAACUUCUCGCGUAUUUCAGCAGAGAUAAUCUUUAUUAAUGAUAAAGUGUUGCCUACGAAUCAGGCAAGCUACUGGGGACUAACCUAAAGCUUUUCUUCUGAAAUUUUCUUUAUAAUAAUUCAAGUUGUCGUUAUAACAGAGACUUAAAUCAACUUAUGAAUAUUUCUGUUUUGUACCGGUUUCAUCUAGCAACAUAAUUUCCGGUUUUCUUUUAAUGAAAAAUGACCUUAUUAUUAUUCUCUUAGCUGUUUAAAUCAUUUAAAUCUAUAAUAAUAAAACUGUUGCAAGGCAUUAUUUCAACAAAUAGAUUUCUUUUGUGAAUUUUUAAAAAUUUUGUUCUCAUAGAUAUAUAUAUAUUAUAUUAUAUAUUAAUCCUAUUCAUCCCGUUAGUCGGAAAUUUUCUUUUUUAACUGUUUUGUUUGUUUUCCAACUAAAAUGAACUAAAAAUGUAUAAAGUGAAUAAAUAAAUGCUUGUAUAUUUAGUAUAUAAUAGUUUACAUGUUUAUGUAGAAAUUUUUGAGUAUCGUAAUUCGUGUUAAUUUUUUCGUUAAUUUUUGUUUUAUAAAAAGAAUUGUUCUUUACAAGUUAAGAAGAAAUUGACCUCAA